AUGCUAUCUUCAGUUAGAAACCCCGCAUUAGCCAAGGUCAAGACUAGCUUGCUGCGGACGCUGUCCACCACUGGGGCCGUCCGGGCCGAGGCGGUAGAGAGUGCGGGCGCGGACGAGGAGGUGGAGAUCCGGUUGCCGGAGACGUCUUUCGAGGGCUACAUGCUCGACGUGCCAGAGCUGACCUACAAGGUGACGAAGGGUAACCUGCUACAAAUGUACAAGGACAUGAUUGUGGUGCGGAGAAUGGAGAUGGCAUGUGAUGCGCUGUACAAGGCUAAGAAGAUCCGCGGGUUCUGCCACUUGUCUGUGGGCCAGGAGGCGAUUGCGGUGGGUAUUGAGAACGCGAUCACGAAGCGUGACACGGUGAUCACUUCUUACAGAUGCCACGGCUUCACUUACAUGCGUGGUGCGUCUGUCCGCGCAGUGCUUGCGGAGCUAAUGGGCAGACGGACGGGUGUGUCUUACGGUAAGGGUGGUUCCAUGCACAUGUACACAGACGGCUUCUUCGGGGGUAACGGUAUUGUUGGCGCACAGGUGCCACUUGGCGCCGGGUUGGCGUUUGCCCACCAGUACAAGAACGAGGAUGUUUGUGCAUUUGCGCUCUACGGUGAUGGUGCGUCCAACCAGGGCCAAGUUUUCGAAGCGUUCAACAUGGCUAAGUUGUGGAACCUACCUGCAGUCUUCGCAUGUGAAAACAACAAAUACGGUAUGGGUACCGCUGCUUCCCGGUCUUCCGCGAUGACUGAGUACUUCAAGCGUGGUCAGUAUAUCCCAGGUUUGAAGGUCAACGGUAUGGACAUCCUAGCUGUCUACCAAGCCUCCAAGUUUGCUAAGCACUGGUGUGUGUCCGGCAAGGGCCCUAUCGUCCUUGAGUACGAGACUUACAGAUAUGGUGGUCACUCCAUGUCUGACCCAGGUACCACUUACCGUACGAGAGACGAGAUCCAGCACAUGAGAUCCAAGAACGACCCUAUUGCGGGCCUAAAGAUGCAGUUGUUGGAUCUAGGCAUUGCCAGCGAGGAGGAAAUCAAGGCCUACGAUAAGGCUGCCAGAAAAUACGUUGACGAGCAGGUCGAGCUAGCAGACGCGGCCCCAGCUCCUGAAGCCAAGAUGUCUAUCUUGUUCGAGGACGUCUACGUUCCAGGUACUGAAACCCCAACUUUGAGAGGUAGAAUCAACGACGACACCUGGGACUUCGCUAAGAAGGGCUUUGCUUUCAGAGAUUAG
This is a messenger RNA of Eremothecium gossypii ATCC 10895, 1227 nucleotides long. RefSeq names its product pyruvate dehydrogenase (acetyl-transferring) subunit E1 alpha (gene PDA1). Gene Ontology annotation, biological process: pyruvate decarboxylation to acetyl-CoA. Gene Ontology annotation, molecular function: pyruvate dehydrogenase (acetyl-transferring) activity. The coding region runs from base 1 to 1227 and encodes 408 amino acids. Gene Ontology annotation, cellular component: intracellular membrane-bounded organelle. The record is from RefSeq and is marked provisional. Lineage: Eukaryota; Fungi; Ascomycota; Saccharomycetes; Saccharomycetales; Saccharomycetaceae. The transcript has a single exon.